UUGUUAUAAUAUUAUUGUGACGAAAUCGCGAGCUCGGGUUUAGCAGUCGACGAGGGUUUUCGCAGUGGCCACGCGGCGGUUAUUGCGAUUUUUACACACUCGCCGUCUCGCCAGCGAUCGGUGGGUGCCACUCGUCGUCGUAUAUUAGUCCGCUGCUGUCCGUGAACGAUAUAAUAUCAUAUUUUACCUCUUCCGCGGGACUAUAGAGUUCGACCACAUACCCACACCCCUACGUCAUCACUGCACAUCUCCGGCAGGACAACCCCUUCAAACGACACACCCGUGUACCGCGCGACUUCCGAUAUUAUCACACGAGUGCACAGUAUUAAACACACCCGCCGCAGGGGCCCACGUUGGUCUACUUUAUAUUACACGCAUCAGCGGUGAAAACUUAUAUUCACCGCCGCCGCCAUAUAACUGCAGUUACGUGCCUCACUGUCAUACCUCGUGAAUUCCGAUCCGUGCUUCGAGUCGAAUUUCAAACCUUUUCACCGGCAUGACGUCGACGAGAACGCGCAACAACGACGCUUUUUAGUCGGUGACCACCUGCCCACAUAUUAUACACCUACACCGCAGACAUCGUGUUCAUUUCGUGAUAUAUAUAUAUAUGCCAGAGAUCGCCAGUUGUGCUACGAAGAAUAUCAAAAUGGCCAGCACGUCCAGCCCGAUAUCGGACUUUUUCCGCGGCCGUCACGUACUCAUCACCGGUGGCACAGGGUUCAUGGGCAAGGUGUUGGUGGAGAAAUUGCUGCACUCGUGUCCAAACAUCGCAUGUAUAUACCUAUUAAUCAGGCCCAAACAAGGCCACGACGUCAAGUCUAGGCUGGAUCAACUACUCAACGCUGCGAUAUUUGAUUGGGUGAGGAAAAAUCAACCCGAGUCUCUAAAAAAAUUAGUGCCGAUUAAUGGUGAUGUCACUAAAUACGAACUUGGCAUCAGCGCAUUGGAUCAAAAAACGUUAAUUGAUAACGUAUCUAUUGUGUUCCACUCGGCAGCCACCGUUAAGUUCGAUGAGGCGCUUAAACUUUCGGUUGCCAUGAAUUUGUUAGGUACUAAACGAUUGGUGCAGCUGAGCUACCGUAUGACCAAGUUAGAGGUGAGUGCUACACAGAUAUAUAGUUUCUAAUUAUCGUAAAAACUA
Myzus persicae (green peach aphid) is the source of this 1141-nucleotide messenger RNA. RefSeq names its product putative fatty acyl-CoA reductase CG5065. The record is from RefSeq and is a predicted model, not a curated record. Gene Ontology annotation, biological process: long-chain fatty-acyl-CoA metabolic process. NCBI's taxonomy places the organism in Eukaryota, Metazoa, Arthropoda, Insecta, Hemiptera, Aphididae. Gene Ontology annotation, molecular function: alcohol-forming very long-chain fatty acyl-CoA reductase (NADP+) activity. The transcript has 3 exons. Gene Ontology annotation, cellular component: peroxisome. Bases 608 to 1126 code for a protein of 172 amino acids.